AUGACCGCAGGCGCACAGGUUAUCGCCAACUCUGGCCACGAUGAUAUGAUUCACGAUGCAGUUCUCGACUACUACGGCAGGAGGUUAGCGACAUGCUCCUCGGAUCGCACUAUCAAGAUCUUCGAGAUCGAGGGCGAGUCACAGCGACUUAUCGAGACACUGAAGGGUACACACGACGGCGCUGUCUGGUGCGUAGCAUGGGCGCACCCCAAGUACGGCAACAUCCUCGCCUCGGCAGGCUACGACGGCAAGGUUCUUAUCUGGCGUGAGCAAGCCGGUAGCUGGCAGCGCAUCUUCGACUUUGCCCUACACAAAGCGAGCGUCAACAUCGUGUCCUGGUCUCCCCACGAAGCCGGCUGCCUCUUGGCCUGCGCCUCUUCCGAUGGCAACGUCAGCGUUCUCGAGUUCAAGGAUAACAGCUGGGAGCACAAGAUCUUCCAUGCCCACGGCUUGGGCGUCAACUCGGUCUCGUGGGCACCCGCCACCACCCCCGGCAGCAUCGUCAGCAGCAACCCUGGCCCCGGCUCAACGGGCAACAGGCGCUUCGUGACCGGCGGCUCCGACAACCUGCUCAAGAUCUGGACCUUCGACCCCGCGACGAACGGAUACAAGCUCGAGCGUGAGCCCCUGACGGGCCACACGGACUGGGUGCGCGACGUUGCGUGGAGCUCGACUGUGCUUCAGAAGAGCUACAUUGCGAGCGCCUCGCAGGAUAAGACGGUGCGCAUCUGGACGAGCGACGCGGCGAACCCGGGCGAGUGGAAGUGCAAGGUUCUCAACUUCGAUGCGGCCGUCUGGCGCGUCAGCUGGUCGCUCAGCGGAAACGUGUUGGCCGCCAGCAGCGACAACAACAAGGUCACACUAUGGAAGGAGAACCUCAAGGGUGAGUGGGAGAACGUCAAGACCAUUGAAGAGUAA
Messenger RNA from Sordaria macrospora k-hell, 918 nucleotides. The record is from RefSeq and is a predicted model, not a curated record. NCBI's taxonomy places the organism in Eukaryota, Fungi, Ascomycota, Sordariomycetes, Sordariales, Sordariaceae.